AUGGAAAACAAAAUACUAACAAAGUAUCCUAUCUACUUGCAGAUAACAGCAGAAGAAAUUAGGCAACGUAAAUUUCUUAGAAGAGGAUUGCAGUUGAGCAUUAUGGUAGUUGGAGAAAUGGGUACCGGAAAAUCAACAUUUAUCAACACCCUUUGUGAUGAGGAUGUGAUUCCAGUAGAUGAAGCUCACGGGAAGAAGCAAUUGAGUAUCGAUAAGUACAGCACAACAAUAUUUGAAGGUGGAACAAAAAUUAAUUUGGACAUAGUGCUAGCAUCCGGAUUCGGGGAUUCCGUUGAUAAUUCAACGUGCACAUCUAAGAUUGUGAAAUAUAUUGAUGAUCAAUUUGAGGCUGCCUUAAAGGAGGAAUGUAAAAUUCAAAGGACACAUCAAUUUAGUGACAGUAGAGUCCAUGCUGCGAUUUAUUUCAUCAGACCAACUGGUAAAGGAUUGAGGCCCCUUGAUAUUCAAUGCAUGAAAGCACUUUCACAAAGAUGUAACGUUAUUCCGGUUAUAUCAAAAGGAGAUCUUCUCACAGAAGUAGAAAAAGCAGUGAAUCGGAAGUGCAUUAUGAGGGACUUAAAGAAAGCGGAGAUACCUAUCUACGAUUUUACCGCAUCAUUUGAGGAUAUAGGGGAAAUGCUGCCAGGUGUGAAUAUCAAUGAUUUAAUUCCAAUGUCAAUAGUUUCUGGAACUGAAAGAAAGAUUAUCGACGAUGUGGAAUACAAGGUGAGAAAAUUGCCACACGGGAUUGUCAGGGUGGAUGAUCCUUCUCACUCCGAUUUCUUACUCUUGAGGACUUGCCUUUUGGGUGCAUGCUUACAAGAUUUGAAAGAUACAACAGAGGAGAUUUAUUACGAGAAGUACAGAACAGAAAAGUUGUCAGAGGCUAGCAAGAAAUCCACUUUGGGUUCGGCCUCUCCUUCAUUAUCCAAGGUGAAAUCGAAAGCUUCGGGAAUAACUGCUAAUUAA
Messenger RNA from Brettanomyces bruxellensis, 969 nucleotides. RefSeq lists its product as uncharacterized. The transcript has a single exon. Gene Ontology annotation, biological process: cytoskeleton-dependent cytokinesis; cellular bud neck septin ring organization; protein localization to bud neck. The record is from RefSeq and is a predicted model, not a curated record. Bases 1 to 969 code for a protein of 322 amino acids. Gene Ontology annotation, cellular component: cytosol; microtubule cytoskeleton; cell division site. NCBI's taxonomy places the organism in Eukaryota, Fungi, Ascomycota, Pichiomycetes, Pichiales, Pichiaceae. Gene Ontology annotation, molecular function: GTPase activity; GTP binding; molecular adaptor activity.